This is a messenger RNA of Penicillium vulpinum, 6366 nucleotides long. It is a transcript of the gene acyA, whose product is annotated as adenylate cyclase acyA. The record is from RefSeq and is a predicted model, not a curated record. The transcript has 3 exons. Gene Ontology annotation, biological process: intracellular signal transduction; cyclic nucleotide biosynthetic process. The coding region runs from base 1 to 6366 and encodes 2121 amino acids. NCBI's taxonomy places the organism in Eukaryota, Fungi, Ascomycota, Eurotiomycetes, Eurotiales, Aspergillaceae. Gene Ontology annotation, molecular function: protein binding.
AUGCCGGCGCGGGACCGCAACCAACCCGACGACCGUCAAGGCUCAGAGAGCUCUGGAAAGAGCUGGAUGUCUCAAGGUACCGUACGAAACUCUGAAGGCCAGUCUCGAGAUCAAGACGAGGCCUCUGCAAGAGGUUACAAUGCCGAGCCGUUUCUGGGUUCCUUGAAAAUGGACUCCAAGCCUGACUCAAAACCCCCUCGGAUUGAUUGGGGAAAUUCCAUGUGGUCAUGGAACUCCCCCGACAUUUCCCCCACUGAACAACGCAGAGGUUUCAGCAAUCAUCCCGAUGCUUUGGUUGUCCCAAGCAACCGAGAUAGUCCGUCUCAAUCAUCUGUCUCGAGUCCCCGACCUCCGCCCCUUCACCCAUCUCGCCUCGAUCCCGAUGAGCUCGAGUCGAUUGCCCCAUGGUCCACAGCCCCCAGCAGUGGUCCGACAGAUGCCAGUGGUACUUUUUAUAACGAUUACUCUGAGCACGAAGCCUCGCCUGCAUCAUUCACAUUUCGUCCCACGACCGGACGGACAUUCGCAAGCGAACCCGCUGAGUUGGAAUAUCAUAGAGACAAUCGCCGACCAUCUGCUGCAAGCGCCACCACAGUCAGUAGCCAGGGGUCCAGGUCUAGUAUCAGCCAGAAGUUUCGAAAGAAGCAUUUAAAAGGUCUACUUGGGGAUGACUAUCAUUCGCCUGGGGAGCUUCAAACCUAUGACGAUGGAUCCCAGAACCCGUCGAGCAGGCGUGGGGGACCACUCGACCAGUUGAAGACGCGAGAGAGAGCGAACUCAGAUGGUUCGCGCAAUACACCCGAUGACUCUAAUUCCUCCCAACGUCCCCAAAGGCCACGGGAAAAUACUACUUUGCCCUCUAGUGACAUCACUCCGUGGGAUUAUCAGAGCUUCAAUGACAUCCCGCAGUAUGGGGAGGCACCGGUGCGCCAUGUACCUAUCGCACCCGAUGGGAAGCGUCUUCCAUCUCUAGAAAAUGGUACAUCGGGCCAGAGGGAGCCAAGCCGACGGGGACCUGGCAAACAUCGUCCUUCACGAAGCAAAGAAGAGAAUCCGACUCUUGCUGGCGAUCUGGCAUGGUCCCAACCCCGACCUGCUACUGGCAGAGACGACAUCGGAGUACGGCCGUUUAAUGAGAACUACUUGCAUUCAGUGACUGACAUGAGUGACUCUACUGUAUUUGGAGGCCGAUCAACAAGUCCAACACCCAGUGUGCGUAGCACGUACCGAGACCAUGAUCGGAAUUCACGGCAUCCCGGAAUCGGCGGGUUUGUUAAAAAGAUCCUCGGGAAGUCGCAUGACAAAUCGAGAAACUCUUCCCCGCCGCGGCGCGAUAGGCAAGGAAGCUUCGAAGGGAAUACUCCCUCCAGAUACCCAGAGUCGGUAGACUCGGACCGAAAGAAAGAGCCUGGGAAGGGUAUGGCUGUCGGAAGAAAGCUUGGCGCCCGUCGUGUGUUCACUCAUCAAGGUGGCGGCGACCCUUAUAACCCUAACAAGGAUGACAAAAACCAAGAGGAGAGCAAGCAUUUCUUCCACCUUGACGUCGAUAUGGAAAACCUGAAAGGGAUUGUCCGUCCACCUUCGCCAGGGCAAAUGAAGCGUGCGAGGGAUGGAACGAUCACACCCGGCGACGAUUCCAAAAUCGAAAAGCCGUGGAAUGCCCCUGAAAGUUGGCAGGUCAGGGGGCCCAUUGACCCUACCUUAGAAGAACCUACUUUAGAAGAACCUGCCCCUGUUGGCCCUCGUGAACGUGAGGCUUCGUACUUUAUUCGGAUCUUCCGAAUUGAUUCUACUUUUGCCACACUAUCAGCUGGCCUGAAUGCUACCGUGUCCGAGAUCCUCCUGAUGCUUGGUCGGAAGUCUUUCUUGCAAGAUCAUCUCAACAAUUAUGAGAUUGUUCUACGGAAAAAUGAUCUUUCACGGCAACUUGACCACAAUGAGCGACCUAUUCAAAUGCAAAAGCGACUGCUGGAACAGGUUGGCUAUACGCAAAAUGACCGUAUCGGAGAUAUUGGCCGCGAGGAUCACAGUUAUCUCUGUCGCUUUAUCUUCUUGCCGACCAAACUUAGCGGUUACAGCAGUCUCGAGAGUGAACCAGGUUUUAACAAAGCACAAAAGUUCAGCCAUGUGGAUCUCCAAGGCCGCAGUCUUGUGACUAUUCCAAUUACGCUGUAUGCAAAAUCCUCCGAGAUCAUCUCACUGAACUUGUCAAGGAACUUGUCACUGGAUGUUCCUAAAGACUUCAUUCAAAGUUGCAUUAAUUUGCGAGAGAUCAAGUUUAUCGGGAAUGAGGCUGCAUUCCUCCCACAAAGCUUUGGUUUAGCCUCCCGAUUGACCUAUCUGGAUGUGUCAAACAACUGCCUUGAGGACUUGGAUCAUGCAGGUCUUGAUCGGCUGACUGGCCUUGUCAGCAUCAAAAUGGCAAACAAUCAGCUAACCAAGCUUCCCAGCUCUUUCGGCAAUUUCCAAAACCUGCGAAGCCUGAACAUGUCGUCAAAUGGUUUCAAGACCUUCCCUGAUUUCCUUUACAACCUCAAGAGUCUGGUUGAUCUGGAUAUCAGCUUCAAUGGUAUAGAAGAACUUCCCAAUAUUGGCCGCUUGGCCACUCUCGAACGCCUUUGGAUGACAAACAAUAAUUUGAGCGGGCCUCUCGAUGAUUCCUUCGGGAAAUUGGUGAAUCUCAAGGAGUUUGAUGGACGCUUCAAUGCUAUUACCAACAUCGAUGCUCUCUCUAGUCUUCCACGCCUAGAGCAGAUAUUCUUUGGUCACAAUCUUCUAUCACGUUUCAAGGGCUCAUUUCCAAGGUUGCGGAGUUUACAUCUGGACCACUGCCCUAUGACGCAAUUUGAUGUUGACGCUCCUAUGCCAACAUUGACUUCUCUAAACCUCGCCUCUGGCAAGCUCUCCCAAUUCAAGGAUACCAUUUUCGAGAAUUGUCCGAAUUUGACGAAGCUGGUCCUUGACAAAAAUCACAUUUCCUCUGUUUCGCCCCAGGUUGGCAAGUUGCGUCGACUGGAACACUUUAGUAUGAUCAAGAACCCACUGUCGUCUUUGCCUCCAACUCUGGGUUGCCUUGCGGAGCUCAAGCUUCUUAAUCUGAGGGAGUGCAACUUGACAUCUCUGCCAGCUGAAAUCUGGCAUUGUGCUAAGCUGGAAAUACUUAACAUCUCCUCAAACAUUCUGUCGACCUUUCCAAAAUGCGGUGCUCCGUACCCUCAAAUGCCCGGUGAGCCUACAAACACACCUGGGGCCACACCGGGCAUUGGUAAAAACCCUAGCUAUGAGGAUAUGGGCCCACGGGAUGAACCAAGUCUACGUCGACCUAGUCAACCAUCGAAUGGUGUUAUGAAUUCUGUAUCAUCAAACGGAUAUCGGAAUCCUUCAACUACUCAAUCCGGUAGGAAGGUAUCGGCGACGUCGCGAUCAUAUACAGAUCCGAACUCGGUGUCUCGGAAGGACUCAAACUUCUCUCAGCAGAUGGCAAUGACGUUUGCGGCAUCCCUUCGAACACUUUCGCUUGCCGACAACAGACUUGAAGAUGAUGUUUUCCGAGAACUAUCCUUACUCCCAGAGCUGCGUAUUGUCAACCUUUCCUAUAAUGACCUGACGGAACUACCCCAAGGGAUUCUCAAAAGGUGGCCAUUGAUUUCUGAGCUGUACCUGUCCGGUAACGAGUUGACCUCUCUCCCAUCGGAUGACCUAGAAGAGGGAAGCAACCUGAAAGUUCUUCACAUCAACGCCAACCGAUUCCAAGUCUUGCCUGCAGAGCUUUGCAAGGUUAGCAAGCUUUCUAUUCUGGAUGUGGGAAGCAAUGCGCUCAAGUACAACGUAUCAAACUGGCCAUAUGAUUGGAACUGGAACUGGAACCGUAAUCUCAAGUAUCUGAAUUUUUCGGGCAACAAACGUCUGGAAAUCAAGCCAAAUAUUGCGUCGUUGGGUCCUCCGGCCGCCAAUGGCGCUGAUCUGACUGACUUUAACUCCCUAACCCAUCUCCGUGUUUUGGGACUGAUGGAUGUCACACUCACCAUUCCCACCAUCCCAGAAGAGACUGAAGAUCGCCGUGUGAGAACAUCUGCCUCCUUGGCUGGUACUCUCGCCUACGGUAUGGCCGACUCUCUUGGCAAGACCGAGCAUCUAUCUAUUAUUGAUAUGAUUGUUCCACGAUUGAAGCCAGAUAAUGUGGAAACACUUGUGGGAAUGUUUGACGGACAGACAUUUUCCAGUGGUGGUUCUCGCGUCGCGAAGUACUUGCACGAGAAUUUCACUUCUACUUUCUCGUUUGAGCUUAAGAAACUGCAGCGAGAUCAGGGUGAAACACCAUUAGAUGCAUUCCGACGGUCGUUCUUGGCAUUGAACAAGAACAUGGCAGGCUCUGCCUACAGAUCCAUCGAUGAACGUGAGAUCCGGCAGUACCAUCGAGGAUCGACUGCCGCCAAAAUGCUCAAUCAAGACGACAUUCAGUCUGGAGGUGUUGCUACUGUCUUGUAUCUGAACAACAUGGAUUUAUAUGCCGCCAAUGUUGGUGACGCCCAGGCUAUUUUGAUUCGAUCAGAUGGUUCAAUGCUUUCUUUGACACAAAAUCAUGACCCCGCGGAACCUAACGAGCGCGCACGCAUUCGUGCAGCAGGAGGUUUUGUAUCUCGCACCGGCAAGCUGAAUGAUGCCCUAACCGUGUCGAGGUGCUUCGGACACUUCCCUAUGAUGCCUGCUGUCAUUGCGGCCCCUUCCACAAUGCAUGUUACCUUGACGGAACAAGAUGAGAUGGUCGUGUUAGCGUCAAAGGAACUCUGGGAUUAUGUUACUCCGGAAGUGGUGGUUGAUAUUACUAGGAGAGAACAGCCAGAUUUGAUGUUUGCAGCUCAAAAGCUGCGUGAUUUGGCCAUCUCCUUCGGCGCCACCAAUAAGCUGAUGGUGAUGAUUCUCGGCGUUGGGGAAAUCCAAAGGAAGCAACAACGCCCAAAGCGUCGUCCUUCUCUCAACGACCCGUCUGAAGAGCAACCCAUCGCACCUGUCAAGCGUGCCAAGAAGCGCGAUGGUCCUGGAGAUUCGCGACUCGCGCGCUUUGAAAAUGUGGAGGCUCCCGACGGUGAACUGACUAUCAUGUUCACUGAUAUCAAGAAAUCCACGGGUCUAUGGGAGGUUUGCCCGGAUGCAAUGCGCUCUGCUAUUCAAAUUCACAAUGACAUACUACGCCGGCAACUUGCAAUCUUCGGUGGCUACGAGGUCAAAACAGAAGGCGAUGCUUUCAUGGUGGCCUUCUCAACCACGACCGCUGCAUUGCUGUGGUGUUUCAACUGUCAAAACCAACUCCUUGAAGCCGAAUGGCCUACAGAGAUUCUUGAUCAACCCCAGUGCCGAACUGUCGUUGACAUGGACAAUAAUAUUAUCUAUCGUGGUCUAUCUGUCCGUAUGGGUGGUCAUUGGGGUGAGCCUGUCUGCGCUAGGGAUCCGGUCACAAGUCGAAUGGACUAUUUCGGUCCAAUGGUGAAUCGUGCGUCACGAAUUUCUGCCGUCGCCGAUGGAGGACAGAUAUUUGUUUCGUCAGACUUUAUGACUGACAUCCACCGCAACCUCGAGAUUUUUGCGGAUGCUGAGCGUUCUGCAUCCACCAGCUCGAUCGACAGCAACCACCCCCGUGGCGAUAGCCUCGGUCACAACAUUCGUAAAGAACUGCAACAGCUCAAUAGUCAAGGUUUCAUUAUCAAGGAUCAAGGUGAAAGGAAGUUGAAGGGUCUGGAAAAUCCCGAACCUCUCUACCUUGUUUACCCCUCCGCGCUUUCUGGUCGCAUGAUAUCUUCAGAAGAAUCACAGGAUCGUGACAGCUCCGCUGCAACUAUGAGCCCAAACAACCAACUCGACAUCCAAACAAACGUCAUUUGGCGUCUCUGGGAAGUCACACUCCGUCUUGAACGACUUUGCAGUGCUUUGGAGCAUCCAAAUGAGUCAAGCCUCGGAGAGCCUAAUGUUGCUCUCUUCAAUAUGGUCAAAAGACACGGAGGUGAGUUCAACGACUCGACUGUUCUCAGUUUGGUUGAUCAACAAGUCACCCGCAUCGAGGUAUGCAUCAACACACUCUCCAUACGCCACAUGAUGCGUCCCUUCAAACCAGGCGACACCCUCGGCGACCAUGCCGUACCUAUCGGCGAGGUACUUCAGCAACUACAAACACAAUUCGCCGAAUUCCAAGCUCUCAAGGAGCAAAUGGCCGUUGGUGCUGCGGGCAACAUCGGCGGUCUAUCAACUCAGUAUGGCAAAAUUGGUCAUUCAGACCUCAGCAGCGAGAUUACCUCCUCCUCCUCAUCAUCUUUCCUCCACCUCCCUGGCGAUGCCAAUCGCUCUUCCGAUUCCGGUCACGGUUUCCUCUAA